GUAAAAAUUUCCCAACGAUUUGACCUUUCUUCGCAGAGAUGCAGUAGUGACACUUUCCAUCAGCUAUACAGCGAAAACUGGAAAAAUGAAAGGUUUGUUUUUUAUUAAAAAGUGGAAGUGUGGCACAUCUUUUGAUAGAUCUCGGCAUGCCCAUAGAGGAAGAAGAGAGGAACCAAAUGUUUUUUCUGCUAUUCAGCUUAUUUUUUUUGUUUCUUACUUUAUUAGAAAAAUAAUAAAAGUUUCCUACUAUAAAGGUUGGCAUAUAAUUUUCCGUCCCAGUGUACUAUCUCUCAUCCCAUGGCAGUUUCACCUUUUUGCACUUCUUUGCAUAGAAAAAUUGAUGAAAACACACAUCGAAAAAUUAAUGUUACUUACGUAAUUAAGCGGAUGGUAAUAAAGUAAGCAAAGGAGUAAGUUUAGUUACGGUAGGGGGUAGGGAUCAACUAAACCUCACAGAUUGGUUGCUUAGAAUAUUUGGAUGACGCCAUACAAGAAAUCAUUUUCCGUUUGACUUUGUAAAUAAGGCUUUAAGAACAGAAGAUGUUGAAUCUCUGUUUAAACUACGAUAUUUUAUUACCGAUCUUUGUAAACAAUUAAAACAAAUUUAUGAUGAAAAUCUUGAAUUUUAUCAUGUAUUUGAAACUACAUCCGUUUAUCGCGGUUUGAGAUUAUCCGAUCAAGAUAUUGAACAAUUAAAACAAUCAAGAGGAAAAUAUAUAUCAACCAAUGGCUUUUUAUCAACAAGUUUAAAACAAGAAGUUGCAGAAUUAUUUGCCACAAAUGUAAUGUUUGAAAUCAAAGUUGAUAUGUUACAAACUUUUGCUUAUAUUGCUCAGUUGAGCAAGGUUCCAGAUGAAGAAGAAGUUUUGUUUGAUUUAGGAGCUGUAUUCAAAAUUGAAAAUGUUGCAUUUGAUGGUAAAAAAUGGGUUGUAUCAAUGAUUGGCGACAAUACCCUAGAGCUAUUAAACAAUGAUUAUAUUACGAAUUUACGAAAAUUUUACCUUCCAGAAAAUGAUGGAUUUGCUAAUAACUAUCCGGAUAUUGUUUAUGGUUAUUUUCUAUUAACUAUGGGACAUGAAAGUAGAGGAAUUGAUUAUUUUGAAAAUCUGUUUAAAUUAACAUCUCCAUCUACAGAUUAUAUUAAAUCUUUAUGGAUUAUUUAUAUGCUUAUUAAUGCAUAUACAAAAAAUCAACAAAUAGAUUUAUUAGAAAAAUAUGAAACAAUCGCAUGUGAUGUAUGUAUGUUAUUAAAGACAAUAGCUCCAUCAGCAAAUGAAAUUUAUUUACAAACAUUGGCUUCAAGAAAUUAUCGAAAACAACAAUAUGAUUUAGCAUUAGAUUAUUAUAUAACUGAAUUAAAAAAUCCUAUUUCACUUUCAAAAAUUCAAAAAUUUCAUCAUUUAAUUGGCUUAAAUUAUUUUAAUCAAGAAAAUUAUUUUUAUUCUUAUAAACAUCAAAAACAAUCAUUAGAAAUUCUAGUAGAAUUUUAUCCAAAUGACAAUUCAAUAUCAAAUAGAUUGAUGAAUAUGGGUCGAAGUUUAUUAUAUCUAGACAAUUAUACAGAAUCAAUUAAAUAUUUUAAAAAAUCUUAUGAAAUUAAAAAAAAAUGUUUACCAUUACAACAUCCUGAUUAUAAACAACUUUAUUUUCUUUUUUCUGUUACUUAUUAUUUAAAUAAACAAUUUGAUCUAUGCAUUCAAUCUUGUCAAAUGGGUUUACAAAUAAUUGAUAGAAGUUAUGAUUAUGAAUUUUAUUAUUUUCUUGCAAAAUCUUAUUUUGAAAGAAAACAAUAUAACUUAGCUAUUGAUUAUUAUUUUGAUUUAUUCAAAAUAGAACAAAAUAAAAUACCAAAAAAUGAAGAAAAAAGUGAUGAAUUGGUUUAUCUGAUUGAAAAGUGUUAUAAAAACAAAGAAGAAGAAGAUAAAUUAGAAAUUAAUGAUUAUCUAAAAUUGUUAGAAUUAUAUGAAAAUUAUCACUUUGAUCGGAAUAUUGAUGCAACUGUUUACAGGUAUGAAGCAUUAGCCUUAUUGUAUGAAAAUGGAAAAAAUUAUGAUGAAGCGAUGAAAUAUUGGUCGAAAUUAUCAACAAUGAACAAUAUUAUUGAAAUUUCAAAUAAUAACAGUAAAUUCUGUUUCCAUCUUGGAUUAUGUCACUUUAAGAUGAAUCAAUAUGAUUUAGCCAUUGACUUUUUUAACAAAUCACAAGUAAGGCUCCCAGACUCAUUGGCGCUUGCCUUUGUUAUAAGAUUUACCCGUUGGCAUAAAGAAACACCGUAG
Didymodactylos carnosus is the source of this 2276-nucleotide messenger RNA. The record is from the annotation of a GenBank genome assembly. Lineage: Eukaryota; Metazoa; Rotifera; Eurotatoria; Philodinida; Philodinidae.